Molecule: messenger RNA, 2330 nt
Organism: Chelmon rostratus (copperband butterflyfish)
Lineage: Eukaryota; Metazoa; Chordata; Actinopteri; Chaetodontiformes; Chaetodontidae
Gene: dnajc28
Product: DnaJ (Hsp40) homolog, subfamily C, member 28
Exons: 2
Coding region: 75-1235 (386 amino acids)
Source: RefSeq, a predicted model, not a curated record
CGCAAAGAAGACGGUGGACCAGUGCGUAACAACAUCAGUCGCAACACAGAGAGAUCUACAGUAAUGUGGCAGAAAUGAGUAGUAUUGUCCACCUCCUGGUGUCCCGCAGUGACUUCAGUCAUGGCCAUUUCAUGCUUGUCUUGUCCCGGCAGUCCCUGUUGCUCAGAGCACUCAGCUCCGGUCCCCAGAUCAGCCGCAGCCUGCAAGAGAGCUACAGGCUUCUGCAACUGCCUGACGAGGGACACAGCAGUCCUGUGCAGGUGAAAGAGGCUUACUUACGCCUAGCCAAGCUGUACCACCCAGACUCUGGGGCUCCGACUGCAGAUGCAGUGCUGUUUUCUCGGGUUGAGGAGGCCUACCGAGCUGUGCUUGCACAUCAGAGCAAGACCAAGCAACCUGAUCAAGGGAAGGAAAUGCAAGAUGAGGAGUCCAGAGGUACAGCACUUCCACACAGACACUACCUCAGCUACGAGGGUGUGGGUUCAGGCACACCCAGCCAGCGUGAGCGUCAGUACCGGCAGAUUCGUGUCGACCGGGCAACCGAACAGGUUUUGAACUACAGGCAGAGGGAGCAUGAGAGGGCAGCCGCUGCAGAUGGGGCACUGGUGGAAAGGGAUAUGCGCCACCGCAGUCGAAAGAUCAAGAUUACUCAGGCUGUGGAACGGCUUGUGGAGGACCUGAUCCAGGAGUCCAUGGCCCGAGGAGACUUCCGGAACCUGAGUGGAGCUGGAAAGCCCCUCAAUAAGUUUGAGCACAAUCCAUAUGCUGAUCCUAUGACCCACAACCUCAACCGCAUCCUCAUAGACAAUGGUUAUCAGCCACCCUGGGUUGUCACCCAACGUGAUAUCCGAGAGAACACUGCUCAGAUCAGAAAUAGGUUAUUGGAGGGCCGGGCUAGACUCGGUGACCCCAUGACCACUAAAGAGCACAGCCAAUGGGAGCAGCUGUGUAAAUCUGUAGAGGAGGACUUGGUCAAACUUAACAAAAUAGUGGACACUUACAACCUCAUCGUACCGAUGCUCAGCAUGCAAAUGGUUCACUUCAGUUUGUCACGAGAGAUUGAGCGCGCAGUGAAAGGAGCUCACCAGCACAGACUGGACCAGCAGAAAGAGCGAGAGAAGGAAAGAGAGAGGCGGAAGGAAGAGAAAAGACGAGCUAAUGCCGUAACAAAGCCUAAAAAUACCAAACCAGGCCUGAUGUCUUGGAUGAAGAAUUUGCUCCAAACUAAACACUAAAACUGAAUCGAAGUGAACAGAAAGAUAUCUGAGAUGAAUUUUUCACUUAAACCAAUCAUCAGUCCAUGGGGAAAUCAGACAGACUUGUUCACCCACUUAUUUCUAUACACUGAAUCAAAGUCAGAGACAAUGGUGCCACUUUACAAAUUUUGCUCUGUGUUACUACUGUUAUUGUCCAGAUAUGCAGGAUUGUCUUCAACUGUUAAUGGAAGUAUCGAGCCGUCAUGGUUGCAUGACCGUCAAGUGUGAGGAACUGCAUGUGUUGGUAACAAAGAUUACAACAUGAGGCAAUUUUAUCACACAAGUUGUUUCUGUGAAAUUACUAAUCAGACACUGUAACUUUUGGUUGCUAUGUGACAUUAAAAGUUAAGGUAAUUCAAAAUCUUGUGUGAAAGAGGUUUACACUUUUCAAUCUGGGGAAAUGUUUAAAUAGCCGAUUGCCUCAUUCUAGUCUGGCAGCUGCUCCAGUGUUGCAGGGUUGCAGAUGACGGUGGGCUCCUUGCUGCUGGCCCCGUUUCCUGCAGCCUCCCUGUGCAGAGCCUGAGCAACAGCCCUGGACGGAGUCAUCACCUUGGUCCAGUCGUGGGCGAUGUACUGGUGGUACGGAUCAUGAGAGCCUUCCAGCUUCUUGGAGCGAAUGUAGCUGAGCAUGAUGCCAAAUGUGAAGAAGCUGAACAUGCCGACCACCAGAAGGAUGUACAUCAUGCCCUGAGAUUGAGCCUGGGCCCUGGCUCCAGCCAGGUGAUGCACAGCCUCCUGGGAAGUGUAGUUGUGAGAUAUCGGUGGAGACAGUAUAUUUGUGCUGUUGAGGCAGUGCUGCAGGAAUGAGAGCAGGAGCGACUGCAGCUCCGUGGCGUUGAUGUGUGACAUGGCUGACCCCUGCUGGAUGCUCAGCAAACUGCAACUGAGGAGGAAGAGGAUACUGUAAGAAAAAGAUUAAACAUCAGAAAAAAAUAUACUGUGUUUAGCUAUUGUGUGUAGUGUGUUUAAUGUCUAAAUUUUUCCUCCUAACCUGCUUACUACUCUAAGUGGCAACAGACAAAUAAUAAAAGCAUGAUUUUGUAGUUGAAGUUUUUCCCUUGAUAUAAUAGCUGC